CCUGGCGAGGCGGCUUCCACCUGCUGGAGGAGGGGCCGGGGCGGAGCAAGAUGCGGAGGGAGGUGACGCACGAGCUAUCCAGCUCGCCCGCUCCCGGCCCGACCCCCGCCGAGGCCCGGACUGCGGUAGGCUCCUCCGCAGCCCCUCGGUUAAAAAUGGUCUCUGGGAUGUUUUCUCCCAUGCUGGCUGGCCUACUGUUUUGUCUGGCUAUUGGAUGGACACCAGCAUUUGCCUAUAACCCACGGACCCCUGACCGGGUCUCAGAAACCGAUAUCCAGAGGCUGCUCCAUGGUGUUAUGGAGCAGCUGGGCAUCGCCAGGCCGAGGGUGGAAUAUCCAGCUCACCAGGCCAUGAAUCUUGUGGGCCCACAGAGCAUCGAAGGUGGAGCCCAUGAAGGACUGCAGCACUUGGGCCCCUUUGGCAACAUCCCCAACAUCGUGGCCGAGCUGACUGGCGACAACAUUCCUAAGGACUUCAGUGAGGAUCAGGGCUACCCAGACCCUCCAAAUCCCUGUCCUGUUGGAAAAACAGAUGAUGGAUGUCUAGAAAACACUCCUGACACAGCUGAGUUCAGUCGAGAAUUCCAGUUGCACCAGCACCUUUUUGAUCCGGAACAUGACUAUCCUGGCUUGGGCAAGUGGAACAAGAAACUCCUUUACGAGAAGAUGAAAGGAGGACAGAGACGAAAGCGAAGGAGUGUCAAUCCAUACCUACAAGGACAGAGACUGGACAACGUUGUUGCCAAGAAGUCGGUGCCCCAUUUUUCAGAUGAAGACAAGGACCCAGAGUAAAAAGAAGAUGCUGGGUGGAAGCCCACACCACCUGCUAGGCCUCCGUACUGCUUCUGUGCACGUGUUGUCAGAGCCCUGCGAAAUGGCAGCAUGUUUCUUAUGUAGAUAAUUAUGGAUAAAAAGCAGCUGUAUUUUGGUAGUGCAUUGCCCUUCACACUGAUGUCUCUGCUUUCUGCUAAAUUAAAAGUAAGAGCGUUUUUGUUUUUUGUCUUUUUCAAUGUGGAUAUGCAAUGAGCACUAAAAUUAAAAUGUGUAUGUCAACAACAAUAAAAAAGCAAGACUACGAAAUGCUCAGAUUUCUUGCAGUUAUUUUAAACUGGUGUUUGGAGCGGUACUGAAUCGGCCAAGUCUAUAAAAAGCUGGCAUUUGAUUCUGAUUAUGUAGUUCAGCCCUUAGGCGUUGUUACACACCCAUCAAGGGGGAGGUACUCAGGAGGAGGAGCCGACACGUUUCACUUGGCCGCAUCUUAAUAAAUAUGUAUGCAAGAAUUGGCA
Microcebus murinus (gray mouse lemur) is the source of this 1285-nucleotide messenger RNA. It is a transcript of the gene SCG5, whose product is annotated as secretogranin V. Lineage: Eukaryota; Metazoa; Chordata; Mammalia; Primates; Cheirogaleidae. Gene Ontology annotation, cellular component: secretory granule. Gene Ontology annotation, biological process: regulation of hormone secretion; neuropeptide signaling pathway. Gene Ontology annotation, molecular function: enzyme regulator activity. The record is from RefSeq and is a predicted model, not a curated record.